Molecule: messenger RNA, 1276 nt
Organism: Pararge aegeria (speckled wood butterfly)
Lineage: Eukaryota; Metazoa; Arthropoda; Insecta; Lepidoptera; Nymphalidae
Gene: ND-ACP
Product: acyl carrier protein, mitochondrial
Exons: 4
Coding region: 60-632 (190 amino acids)
Biological process (GO): fatty acid biosynthetic process
Cellular component (GO): mitochondrion
Molecular function (GO): acyl binding; acyl carrier activity
Source: RefSeq, a predicted model, not a curated record
AACUUCUUUUGUCAUCUAGUAGUUUGUCUAUGAUUAUGAAGUAUUGAACAAGCCGAAAAAUGGCUGCUGUUAAUUUUGUGCGAAGUGCUUUUAAUGGUUUAUUACGAAAAUCCACGACCUACAAAUGCGCAACAAUUUGCCGACUAUCAACAGUAGCCUUGCAGCAAAAAUGUCCUAUUAAAGCCAUCACCAAUACUUAUAAAAUUGAACACGCACAGAAUGUGGUAAACCAGCGUAAGCGCCAAUACGCCACCGGGCCCGUUCAUAAGAUCACCGAGUCGGAGAUCCAAGAGCGAGUGAUCAAAGUGUGCAAGGCUUACGACAAACUCGUAUCAGUGCAGAAUGUGCAAAUCGGUCGAAACUACAGCCACGGGCCUCCGAUUACACUCGAUCUUCUCAGACAAAGAGUUAUUCUAGUACUCCAACUUUAUGACAAAAUUAACUCUGAGAAGUUGUCCUUGGACUCACACUUCAUGACUGACUUGGGUCUGGAUUCUUUAGACCAUGUUGAAAUCAUCAUGGCUAUGGAGGAUGAAUUUGGUUUCGAAAUUCCUGAUGGAGAUGCAGAAAGACUUGUUAGACCUAGAGAUAUUGUUCAGUACAUUGCUGACAAGGAAGACAUUUAUGAAUGAGCGAAUGCAAAAUACUAAAGUAAUCAUUACUUGUCUUAGAUCAAAUGUGUAUGAUAUCUUGUAAAACUGUAUCACCAAGCAAUUUAGCAUUUUUGUAUGGUGUCAUUACCUAAUAAGAAGUGCCAUACUUUUUGAGCCCUGAUUAUAUGAUUUUGUGUAAACUUACUUUUCUGAAGAGUUGGUCCUCAUUUGUUUAAAUUAAUAAAAACAGAUCAAUUCACCUGAAUAAGGAAGACUAUUUUGCUAUGUAAAUUUGGUCACACUACUGCAUUGGACAAUUUUUAUGUUCUGUGUCCAUAGAUCAGUUUUCCAUUUGCAAGUUAUGCUUGGGUGAGUUUACUGUAAAGCACAAUCCCUCUUAUAAACCAUAAGGUGAGAUGAACCAGGAAGCUAUGCAGUUAGACAAAUGAACAAACACAUUUGGUGUAAGGUUUUGUGAUUGGUUUUAGUUAAUAGAACAGAUUAAACUUAUGUUAUAUUCAUUUAAGAAGGAACCUUGUGAACUUUGCCGUAACAUCUAGUAUGUGAUGUACAAAGUGUAAAUUGUUUUUAUUGAUUAUAUGGCUGUUAGACUAGAUCAUUUGCUUUUUAUUUGAUCAAUUGUAAACCUAUUUAUGCUUCAAUAAAGGAAGUUCUAAGUUCAA